AUGGAUGCAAAGAAUAGAUUUUGUCAGUCGGAUCUAGCCACCGGAUCGUCUACCGGUAAAGCUACCACCGUGACCGCUGCCGUUGUGGAACCGGCUCAACCGUUGAAAAAGAGCCGGCGUGGACCAAGGUCAAGGAGUUCUCAGUAUAGAGGUGUUACGUUUUACCGGCGUACCGGAAGAUGGGAAUCUCAUAUUUGGGACUGUGGGAAACAGGUUUACUUAGGUGGAUUUGACACUGCUCAUGCAGCUGCUCGAGCAUAUGAUAGAGCUGCUAUUAAGUUCCGUGGAGUAGAAGCUGAUAUCAACUUCAACAUCGAAGAUUAUGAUGAUGACUUGAAACAGAUGACCAAUUUAACCAAGGAAGAGUUCGUCCACGUACUUCGCCGACAAAGCACGGGCUUCCCUCGAGGAAGUUCUAAGUAUAGAGGCGUCACUUUGCAUAAGUGUGGUCGUUGGGAAGCUCGAAUGGGUCAAUUCUUAGGCAAAAAGUAUGUUUAUUUGGGUUUGUUCGACACGGAGGUCGAAGCUGCUAGAGCUUACGAUAAAGCUGCAAUCAAAUGUAAUGGCAAAGACGCCGUGACCAACUUCGAUCCGAGUAUUUACGACGAAGAACUCAAUGCCGAGUCAUCAGGGAAUCCUACUCCACAAGAUCAUAACCUCGAUUUAAGUCUGGGAAACUCGGCUAAUUCGAAGCAAAAGAGUCAAGAUAUGCGGCUCAAGAUGACGCAACAGCAACAAGAUCUCCACUCUAAUGAAAUUCUCGGAUUAGGUCAAACCGGAAUGCUUAACCAUAUCCCCAAUUCAAAUCACCAGUAUCCGGGCAGCAGCAACAUUGGCAACGGAGGCGGAUUCUCACUGUUUCCGGGGGCUGAGAACCACCGGUUUGAUGGUCGGGCCUCUACGAACCAAGUGUUGACAAAUGCUGCAGCAUCAUCAGGAUUCUCUCCUCAUCAUCACAAUCAGAUUUUUAAUUCUUCUCCUACUUCUCAUCAAAAUUGGCUGCAGACAAAUGGCUUCCAACCUCCUCUCAUGAGACCUUCUUGAAUCUUUUUAAAUAUUUUUAAAUUUUCUUUAUAUAUAAGAAACAAAAUUCGGAAGAAAAUUAACCUUUAAAUCUCCAUGUGUUCUUCUUGGUAUUAAAUUAAUUAUCGGCUUAUCUUUUGUCUAUUUUUUUUCUUUCCCUUAAACCUCUUCUUGUUAAAUUUGCUGAGAUGAAUAUAUUUUUCCAGCCAUGGGAUAUAUAAAAUAUUAUAUCUCUAUAUUGGAAAUUGGAUAA
Messenger RNA from Camelina sativa (false flax), 1276 nucleotides. Its product is annotated as floral homeotic protein APETALA 2. Gene Ontology annotation, biological process: regulation of DNA-templated transcription. The record is from RefSeq and is a predicted model, not a curated record. NCBI's taxonomy places the organism in Eukaryota, Viridiplantae, Streptophyta, Magnoliopsida, Brassicales, Brassicaceae. Gene Ontology annotation, molecular function: DNA binding; DNA-binding transcription factor activity.